This is a messenger RNA of Arvicanthis niloticus (Nile rat), 324 nucleotides long. The record is from RefSeq and is a predicted model, not a curated record. NCBI's taxonomy places the organism in Eukaryota, Metazoa, Chordata, Mammalia, Rodentia, Muridae.
AUGGGCAAGAUCCUGCUCUUCUUGCUGCUGGGGGCUUUUGUUCUUGUGUCCAUCCAAGGCCAAGCAAUAAUAUGCAUGACCUGCAACGUGUUUGUGAAUGGCAAAUGUAUAGAAGGUGGGGGUAAAUGCACCAUGGAGGAAGGCGGUGCAUGCAGAACCAGGCAUAUCUAUCGUUUAAGUGCAAAAGAUGGGCUUCUCUACAACCACACGGUGCUGGAAUGUUCUAAAUCAUGCAAGGCUUCAGAAGAGAGCUAUUUUCACCUAAGAAUUUCAACUUCUUGUUGCAAAAGUUAUGAUUUCUGUAACAAAUACAAAGGAAAGUGA